AGUUACCUAAACACGCAGCUGCUGAACGCGUCAAGUCAGAAACUAAAGUUCGUGUCAUACAGCUCGAGAGGGUGUGAGCAAGAAGGACUAUUGAAGUUUUCUCCCUUUACUAUUCUUCAGAUUUGUUAUGGCAACUCUGAAGCUGAUGAUGCGAGCAGUUAGAGUUUCUGAAUUUGGUGGUCCAGGUGUUCUCAAACUUUUGUCUGAUAUUCCGGUGCCCACUCCAAGUGAAAAUCAGGUUCUUAUCAAAGUUCAUGCAUGUGGUGUGAAUCCAGUAGAAACCUACAUUCGUGCUGGAACUUAUUCAAGAAAGCCAACUCUGCCUUAUACCCCAGGUACCGAUAUUGCAGGAAUUAUAGAAGAUGUGGGGCAGCAAGUAACAAAUUUCAAGAAGGGUGAUAGAGUUUUCACAACCGGCACGAUCACUGGUGGCUAUGCAGAGUAUUCUGUAGCAUCCGUUGAUACUGUGUACCCAUUGCCAGAUAACCUCACAUUCAAGCAAGGAGCUGCUGUUGGAAUUCCAUUCUUCACUGCAUAUCGAGCACUUUUUCACAAGGCUCAUGGGAAACCAGGAGAAACCGUGCUGGUUCAUGGAGCAAGUGGAGGAGUGGGAAUAGUAGCAUGUCAACUUGCUCGUGCUUAUGGAUUCAAAGUUUUUGGCACAGCUGGGACUCCAGAAGGGCUAAAGCUCAUCUUGAACAAUGGAGCCCACCAAGUUUUCAAUCAUCGGGAAGAGAACUAUAUUGAAAAAAUAAAGAAAGCCAGUGCUGAUCAUGGAGUCGAUGUGAUAAUAGAAAUGCUGUCCAAUAUCAACCUGAAUAAGGACCUCCAACUUUUGGGAUUUGGUGGCCGAAUAAUUGUUGUGGGUUGCAGAGGAUGUAUUGAAAUAAAUCCAAGGGAGACAAUGGCAAAGGAAGCUAGCAUAAUCGGUACUACUUUAUUCAAUGCAACUAAGGAAGAGCGAGAGGAAACUGCUGCAGCUUUUUUUGCUGGAGCUGAAGUUGGCUGGUUAAAGCCAGUAAUAGGUCCUGAAUACCCAUUGGAGAAGGCAGCCCAGGCACAUGAAGAUAUUAUUAACAGUUCUGGUGCUUCUGGAAAGAUGGUACUUACAAUGUGAAAUCAUCCUUCUGUCUGGUCUCUUGGAAAUCGUCCUAUCAAAAUGGGCAUAUUUAAAGAGCUACAUUGCUGACAGUUCUGUAGAACAGUAAUUCAGAAUAUGCGUAUUAUAAAAUAUAUGCUGUCACAUUCAGAGUAAUUUUAAUUGUCUACGAUUUUUGUUUUGAUUUUCUUGCUGACAUUUUUUUUUUCAAAACUGGUUUUAUUUUUUGAUCGAGUUUCAUGGCAGUGUCCACAAGGACAUUAAUGCAGAUAUGCAGAAAUGCAUUAUAUUACACACAUUGGCAAGUAACAGAAAAUUGCAAGACGUAAGGGUAAAACAUAGAUCCCAAGUUGUAAUGAUUCUGCACUAAAGACUAUUUUUCAUGAUCACAUUAGAACCAAGUCAUGUAACUAUGUCGACAGCUGCAGCUUUUGAGGCUCGUGAUCUCACCUGUUAAAAAAGUGCAUUUUGUAAAUGGAAGAUAUGUGAAAAUAUAUGCCAUACAAGAGUUUUGAACUAUUCCAGCAAAUGUAAUGCAAAAGCAAAUACUUUGUGUUAAACACAGUUAUUAGUUAACUCUGAAACUUGAAUAAUAAAAUAACUGAAAUGUAUCUUAAAUAGAGAACAAACAUGGAAAACAUUGAGUUGAAACAGCUAAAUGAUUCUGUAAUGAACUUAUAUUUUUUCUGCAAAUUAGGCUAGAAUAUUGGAUUUUAAUUGCUUUAUUAAACACUAUAUUGCUGUAAUCAUGAAAAAAAUAUAUACUUUGAUGUGAAGUCUCACUGAUUUGUAUCUUUUGUGCAGUUGGAUUUGCUUAUUAAAACAGUGUACCUAUCAA
This is a messenger RNA of Protopterus annectens (West African lungfish), 1937 nucleotides long. It is a transcript of the gene CRYZ, whose product is annotated as crystallin zeta. The record is from RefSeq and is a predicted model, not a curated record. Lineage: Eukaryota; Metazoa; Chordata; Ceratodontiformes; Protopteridae. Gene Ontology annotation, molecular function: zinc ion binding; mRNA 3'-UTR binding; NADPH binding. Bases 128 to 1117 code for a protein of 329 amino acids. The transcript is spliced from 9 exons. Gene Ontology annotation, cellular component: cytosol.